Telopea speciosissima is the source of this 1914-nucleotide messenger RNA. Its product is annotated as tryptamine 5-hydroxylase-like. Gene Ontology annotation, molecular function: iron ion binding; oxidoreductase activity, acting on paired donors, with incorporation or reduction of molecular oxygen; heme binding. The annotation marks the transcript as partial. Lineage: Eukaryota; Viridiplantae; Streptophyta; Magnoliopsida; Proteales; Proteaceae. The transcript has a single exon. The record is from RefSeq and is a predicted model, not a curated record.
UUCUUCAUCAAAUUCAUCCUUAAGAAACUCAAACCCUCACAGUCACAGAAGCACAAGAGACUCCCUCCAUCUCCACCAAAGCUCCCAAUAUUGGGUCACCUUCACCAUCUCCUCCAAACCGACAUGCCCCACCAUACCCUAUCCCAUCUAGCCACCCAACUCGGUCCCAUCAUCUACCUCCAACUCGGUGGAAUCCCUACCCUCGUGAUCUCCUCCGCUCAACUCGCUCGUCAAGUCCUAAAAACCCACGACCACGCCUUCGCCAGUCGACCCCAACUCAUCGCAGCUCAGUUCCUCUCCUUCGGUUGCUCCGACAUUACCUUCUCUCGCUACGGCCCUUACUGGCGCCAAACCCGUAAGAUCUGCGUCACCCACUUACUCAGCACGAAACGAGUCAACUCGUUCCAACUCAUCCGAGACGAGGAAGUGAAUCGGUUGCUGAGGUCCAUUUCUUCCGAGUCCGAAACCGAUAUGAGCGAGAGGUUGUUGGCUUUGUCUAACAAUGUAUUGUGUCGGGUCGCGUUCGGUAGAAGGUUUUUGGGAGAAAACCAUCGACUACCGGAAAUUCUGACAGAGACGCAAGCGUUGUUGGCUGGGUUUAGUUUGGGAGAUUUCUUCCCAGGUAUGGAAUGGCUGUGGCUUAACAAGUGGUGUGGGCUGAGGAGAAGAUUGGAGAAUAACUUGAGAGAUUUGAGAAGGGUUUGUGAUGAGAUUAUUGGAGAACAUGAAAUGAAGAAGAUGGGGAAGGAGGGUGAUGAGGCUUCUUCUGGUGAAGAGGAGGAUUUUGUCGAUGUUCUGCUAAGGGUGCAAGGAGGUGGAGACCUUGAAGUUCCCAUUACUGAUGAUAAUCUUAAAGCACUGGUUCUGGACAUGUUUGUUGCUGGGACUGAUACAACCGCAGCCACACUAGAAUGGACCAUGACGGAACUGGCUAGACACCCAGAAGUGAUGGAGAAAGCCCAAUUAGAAGUGAGAAAGGUAGCCAGAAGCGAUGGAACAGUACAAGAACACCAUCUCCAUCAACUUCAUUACCUUAAAGCAGUGAUAAAAGAGACAUUAAGGUUACACCAUCCAGUCCCACUCUUGGUUCCUCGAGAAUCCAUUGAGAAAUGCACCCUCGACGACGAUGGUAUCUACGAGAUACCAGCAAAAACUCGAGUUUUGAUCAAUGCCUAUGCGAUCGGACGUGAUCCUCAGUAUUGGGAUAACCCUCUGGAUUACAACCCUGAGAGGUUCAUCACCGAUACUAACAUCGAUGUGAAGGAUCAAGACUUCCGGUUGUUACCAUUUGGAGGAGGGAGGAGGGGUUGCCCUGGCUAUUCCUUUGCCUUGGCUACCAUAGAGAUUGCACUGGCCAGGCUUCUGUAUCAUUUUGAUUGGGCCCUGCCACUGGGUGUCACAGCUGAUGAUGUUGACCUUACUGAGAUUUUUGGGUUAGCCACCAGAAAGAAGGUUGCCCUGGUUCUUCUCCCUAUCAGCAAUAAGGAUUAUGAGUUCAAGGGAAACUAUGGUUGUUAGUUACCUUUUCAUGGUACAAUCUUGUUGUGGCAGUACUUUGUAUCAUUUAGAGUUCUUUAUGUAGGCUCCUUCUAUCAUCAAGGUGGUUCUAGUCUGUUAUCCUCUGCUUGCUUUUCAGUAGUAAGAACAGUAUCAACAGCUAAGAUGUAAUUGAUGAGCUUAAUAAACAUAAUCUGUUAAAAAGUAAGGAAAAGUCUUCAUUUACUUUUAAUCAAAGCAUUACAACUUUUCUAGUACUCUAGCAAAUCCUUAAUUAUUGGAUAGAAGAUUAACAAUGUAUGAUCACCAUUUUUGCAUAUCAAGAAACUCUACUUUUCUUCAUCAUAUACAGAAAAAUCUACAAUUUUGUUUGAUCAACUCUGAUUUGUGAACAAAACCUUGUGCUACCAAGUUAUG